Hibiscus syriacus is the source of this 1585-nucleotide messenger RNA. Its product is annotated as 2,3-dimethylmalate lyase-like. Gene Ontology annotation, molecular function: catalytic activity. The record is from RefSeq and is a predicted model, not a curated record. The transcript is spliced from 8 exons. Bases 75 to 1562 code for a protein of 495 amino acids. Lineage: Eukaryota; Viridiplantae; Streptophyta; Magnoliopsida; Malvales; Malvaceae.
AACGAAAUGCAAAGAGAGUGUGACAGCGAGUGUUGAGUGAACUUCCCAGUUUUUUUUUUUUUCAACCUUCAACCAUGAACCCAUCAUCAUCGUCAUCAGUGAUUACCCGAGAUCAAACCCUCUUUCUUUUCAACCACCCUUUCCCACAAUCUCAAUCAUCCCCUCUCUCAAAUUUCAAGAAUGGUUCCUGUAUAUCUCCCGUCAUCAACACCCACACAAGAAAGCCAAAGACCCACACUUUGUUCACGUCUCCUAAGCGAUUCCAAGCCAUCACUUGUUGCUUAGGCGACAGGAGUUCGCCUGCAAUGACACUUCGACAGAUUCUGGAAUCGCCUGGGGUUCAUCAAGGCCCUGCUUGUUUUGAUGGUCUCAGUGCUAAGCUUGUUGAAAGAGCUGGGUUUCGGUAUUGUUUCACCAGUGGAUUUUCCAUUUCUGCUGCUCGCCUGGGAUUACCGGACACGGGAUUUAUUUCCUAUGGAGAAAUGGUUGAUCAGGGACAACAAAUCACCCAGGCCGUGUCGAUUCCUGUUAUUGGAGAUGGCGAUAAUGGAUAUGGUAAUGCGAUGAAUGUGAAGAGAACUGUUAAAGGAUAUAUAAGAGCUGGCUUUGCCGGGAUCAUUCUCGAAGAUCAGGUGUCUCCGAAAGCUUGUGGUCACACACAAGGCAGGAAGGUGGUGUCCAGAGAGGAAGCCAUUAUGAGAAUUAAAGCAGCGGUUGACGCUCGCAAAGAGAGUGGUUCGGACAUUGUUAUUGUGGCACGGACAGAUUCUCGUCAAGCACUGUCUUUAGAGGAGUCACUCUGGAGAUCAAGGGCUUUUGCCGAUUCCGGAGCAGAUGUCCUUUUCAUUGAUGCACUAUCUUCUAAAGAAGAGAUGAAAGCAUUUUGUGAAGUUUCUCCGUUAGUUCCAAAAAUGGCUAACAUGCUUGAAGGUGGGGGGAAAACACCGAUACUCACUCCGCUUGAACUUGAAGAAAUCGGAUAUAAACUUGUGGCAUAUCCGCUCUCCUUGAUUGGAGUAUCUAUCCAAGCAAUGCAGGAUUCGCUUACUGCCCUCAAAGGCGGUCGUAUUCCGCCUCCGGGGAGCAUGCCAUCUUUCGAAGAAAUCAAGGAAAUCUUAGGUUUCAAUAAAUACUAUGAGGAAGAAAAAAGAUAUGCUGCCAGCAAUUAUCGGCUAUCUGGAGACGGAGUGAGCAGUAAUGCAUACAGUAUAGAAAGGGUUCGAGAUGAGUCGGAACAAAGAGGUCAAAGUCCUCAAGAUCCGGUUGUCGAGGUGAUAACUCCUGAUGUAUACAGUAACUAUCGUGCAGAUGGUUCAAGGGAUCCUUUUGCUAGGAUCUGGUCUCGGACAUUGAGAAUCAAGAUUACUGGAAGAGAUGGAAUCGAGAGACUGGACGUUAGAGUUCCUGCCGGGUUUUUGGAAGGAAUAACAAAUAUCGUUCCGGCUUUGGGGGGCAUAAACAUCAAGGAAUUGUUGGACGAUGCUGCCGAAGAAGUUGGUGGGAAGCUGUUGUUGGAUUUUAACGAUACAAUGGGUGACAGAAUUCAAGUCUUUCUCGAAUGAAACCCCAUUGUAGUCGAGCUUUU